Messenger RNA from Leptinotarsa decemlineata (Colorado potato beetle), 1247 nucleotides. It is a transcript of the gene clos, whose product is annotated as closca. The record is from RefSeq and is a predicted model, not a curated record. Gene Ontology annotation, biological process: signal transduction. NCBI's taxonomy places the organism in Eukaryota, Metazoa, Arthropoda, Insecta, Coleoptera, Chrysomelidae.
AGCUUACUACUUGAAUUACUUCAAGUCAAUUUCAUUUAUACCCAGAGUUAACGAAAUAUUUUCCUCACGAUGUAACAACGAAGAUAAUCGAAUAAUAACCUUCACAUGUGAAAAUGGAUCAGCGAUAAUAAAUUUUCUCAGAUGGGAUGAAAAACAAGAGAUGUUCCUCAGCACAGAAGACUAUUCGAUCAAUCUGGGUCGAUAUCCAGUUUACAUCAAACAAAUUGAAAUGGCUGGUAGAGAUUAUGUAUUUAUUGAAAACGAAGUAGAGAAGUCAGAGGAAAUGAAGGAUGAUUUUACAGAUCAUACCCAUGUUGGUGAAUUGAUUCAUUUCGAUCAAAGCACCAAAUUCAAGCAUACAACAUUUUUAACCAAAGGAACACAUUUUCUAACUUCCUUCAAAAUCGAGAGUAUGAACAGUUUCUGUUUAUUAUUUAUCGAUUUCCCGUUAGAUAUGAACAUACUCUGUUUGGGAGCUGAUGAAGAAUUUUACAUUCAUCAAAGACUGGAAUCAGAGAAACCAUUCAUGGCAUCUGCGUUGAGCGUAGCAGAACAUCAAUACCUGAUUACCAUCAGGAAAGAAGAUCCAAGAACUUCUAUUUGGAAAAUGAACGAUAAAUUCAAGUUUGAAAUAUAUCAGACACUCUACGAAGGUGACCCCAUUAGUCUUUCUUCUAUAUCAUGCACCCACGGAGCUUUCGUUGCAGUGGCUUAUGGACAUUUGCUGAACACCAAGGAGUUUGGGAAGGUGAUAAUAAGAAGAUUCGAUAAAAACUUGGAAGAAUUUGUCAUAUGGCAAACAAUUAAACUAAAAACCCCUGUACAAAUAGAAUUCGCACUGCUUCCAACACAAGAGUUAGUACUGUACAUAACAACAGAAAACCCGGCCGAACCUUUCAAUGUCUACAUCUACGAAGGAAUUUCUGGUUUCAGCAGAAAUGUUGGAGGCUCUACCAUACCCAACAUAAUAAAUAUGAACCAGUUUUCAUUGAAAAAUGGACACUUUGUUGUUGUGAAACAUUAUUAUGAAAUCGGAGUAAUUCAAGCUGUAUUCAAAGGUAGUAAACCCGAUUUUUAAUCAUUGGAAAAUGAUGUAAUUUGAAAGUAUAUUUAGUGAGAAUAUUAUUGUUAUGAUUGUUAUGUUUACAUACAUGUUAUAUAUAAGGUACGAUACAACAUACAUGUUCAAGUUUUUAUUCUGGGAUUUAUUCCAUGUUAAUAUAUGUAAAUAAAUACUUAAGAAAUCA